AUGCUGGAGAUGCAACCGUUUAAACUCUAUCUGUUGAAGAUCGAGAUCGCGAACGUCGUCGUUGUGCAGAUACACCUCUGCGUGCCCAAUAUUGCAUUCUGGAGCUCGCCGCAUGAGCCGCGAGAGCGCGGCGACCUUGAGUCGUUCCGGCGGGCGCUCGACUCGCUGAGAGCGCUCAGGACGGAGGACCGGCCUUCCCCGUCGCUGGCUCGCAAGCUCUCGCCGCGCGGACGGGGAGGAAACUCCUGCCAAGAGCCGUCCUUCCGCCGACUCUUCACGCACCGGACGUGGGAACAAUACACUGGCCAGCCGACGGCGAUGCGGUGGGUGCAGACGCUCACGACAUGGGGCCGCUCCACGAUCUUUCGGGCCGUGGUGCCGUGCGUCGCCUCCGCCGUGGGGUGGGCGACCAUCUUCCUGGUGACUCCCGUCGGGCUCACGCUGCAAGGCACCGCGAUCGGGCUGCUGCUCGUCUUUAGGACAAACAACUCGUACCAGCGGCUGGCCGAGGCGCGAGCUCUCUGGGGCAAGGCCAUCUACCUCGUACGCGAGCUGAUGCAGGGUGUCUCCACCGUCCUCGACACGCGGCGAGGAGAGCGGCUGCCGCCGAGCGCGGCGUCGGUGCAGCUGGGCAGGUACUGCGCCGCGUUCGGUUGGGUGCUCAAGGCGAGGCUGCGCGAGGGCGACGAGGUGGCGGACGUACUGGGCGCGGUGCUGCCCGCCGCAGAGGCGGAUUGGCUUGCCUCGCGGCGCAACGUUCCCGUCGAGCUCAUCGGCUGCAUGCGGCGCACCGUGUAUGCCGAGUACGAGCGUGGCCGCGUGCCGGCGCAUCUCGAGGACGACCUGCGCCAGCUCGACCUCGUCGUCGGCGGCUGCGAGCGCCUCCUCGCGCGCCCAUCCCCGCUCGCAGCUUUCCUCUCCUUGAAUCGCGGCUUAUCGCGCGCUAGGCGAGCUUCUACGCGCGCCCCGUUCGCAGCUUUCUCUUUUUGGAGUCGCACCCUCUCUGCUCCUUUAGGCGAGCGCCUGUUUGCGAGCCCGAUCCCGCCGACCAUGUCUCGGCACGUCGUCCGCUCACUGGCGCUCUGGCUGCUCACGCUGCCGGUGGUGCUGGUGGGGCAGCUCUCGCCGCCGUUGGUCCUCUUUUACGUCGCCGCCACGUCGUACAUCUACGUCGGCAUCGAGGAGCUCGGCGUGCAGGUCGAGCAGCCGUUCGACAUCCUGCCGAUGUUCCAGAUGGCGCACGUCAUCGCCAGCUCCGCCGAGGACGCGCUCGUGGCGCAGGCAGAGUGAGCCGACAUGAAGACAGCAGAACUGAGCUGCCGUGCUCUCUAUCUAUCUCUGUCAGCGAGGCCUGAGGUUUAGAGAGUCUUCUAGAGUCUUAGUCUCUCUGGUUUACUCGAGUAGCGUCA
Emiliania huxleyi CCMP1516 is the source of this 1409-nucleotide messenger RNA. RefSeq lists its product as hypothetical. Bases 1 to 1290 code for a protein of 429 amino acids. Gene Ontology annotation, molecular function: chloride channel activity. NCBI's taxonomy places the organism in Eukaryota, Haptophyta, Isochrysidales, Noelaerhabdaceae. The record is from RefSeq and is a predicted model, not a curated record. The transcript has 4 exons.